AUGGUUGCUGAGUGUAUAAAGUUGCACAUCAGAAUUCAGAUUCCAUGUGUCACUGAAAAGGCAGAUGUUCUUCUCCUGCGUGCUGCUCUGCCAUCGCAUUUCCAUCUUCAGCUCUCUGAAAUAGAGUUCCAUGAGAUUAUUGGCUCAGGUUCUUUUGGAAAAGUAUACAAAGGACGAUGCAGAAAUAAAAUUGUAGCAAUCAAACGCUACCGCGCCAACACCUACUGCUCCAAGUCGGACGUGGACAUGUUUUGCCGUGAGGUCUCCAUUCUCUGCCGACUGAACCAUCCCUGUGUCAUACAGUUUGUUGGAGCCUGCUUGGACGACCCGAGCCAGUUUGCCAUAGUCACGCAGUAUAUUUCUGGAGGAUCACUCUUUUCCCUGCUCCAUGAACAGAAAAGGACUCUUGAUCUUCAGUCUAAAUUAAUCAUUGCUGUAGAUGUUGCCAAAGGCAUGGAGUAUCUUCACAACCUCACACAACCAAUCAUACACCGUGAUUUGAACAG
Tinamus guttatus (white-throated tinamou) is the source of this 506-nucleotide messenger RNA. The record is from RefSeq and is a predicted model, not a curated record. NCBI's taxonomy places the organism in Eukaryota, Metazoa, Chordata, Aves, Tinamiformes, Tinamidae.